AUUAGUACAGCAACUUUUUCUCCUACACAGCAGACUCGGAUGCGAAGCAGUCAUAAAGGGUCACGACAAUGGACCCGCAUUCAAGACACUCCCAGUUCAAUCAAAGAACUCCCAAAACUGGGCCAUUUUCACCUUCUAUGCGAUUCGAGCAAACUCAAAAAGUUACCCUAGACAAGUACACCAAAGCAUCCUCUUCAUCUAUGCCAUCGGACUCGUCACUGUUCACCUCUCGCCCUAUCGCGACAAACUCGCGGGUGAAGCAGGAUGAAAAGUUCAAGAAGGAUAUGUUUCUCGCAUAUGUGAACAAAGCCCUCCUCGAGAAGCUCAAUGGCCAUAGCAAGGACUUUGAUGAUCUUGUUGACCAGUUUAGCCCGAAUAAAUCCACGCUUGCGCCUACCGUGCCAUCCACGCAGCUUCGUAUUUGGCUCUCCGCACUCUCGCACGUCCUUUCUCGCCUCGAGAGACGUCACGCGCCACUCGUAGAGGCAAUCGUCCGCCUACCAUGGUCUACCAUGGAUGCUGCAUUCGUCAAAUCGUAUAUCGUAUUUAUCGGCAUGCUCAUUAGCGCGCGUCCAGAAUAUCUGUCGCUUGUUCUCAACAGGAUAGCGAUGGGUUUCACAUAUCAAUCUGGUCUUCUCGCCGUUUCUUCUAAUUUAGAAGGCUCCACCCCUUUAACGAGACGUGUGAUCUACGAUCGACAACAUGCUCUUCUCGAGCAUCUCUUUAACCUCAUACCAACUCUCCCAUCAUCCCUGGCUCCUCUCCUCGUACGAAACUUUCCCCACAAACGACAGCCACAAGCUUCACAUGUAGCUUAUAUACGAAAUUUGCUGCGUAUGACCGAGUAUUGUGGCGAACUUUCAGAGAGGGUCCUGGGUCUGAUCGUAGAUCGGGCUUUGAUGGUCGAUGUGGAGAUUCAGGUAGAGCUCGAAGAGCUUGAAGACUCCGAGCCUACGGACAGCGAACUUUUUGAAUUUGAUCCAUUUGAUACCAUCGUCGGGCAAGAGGGCGACUCUUCCGACGACGAAGAGGAUCUUGACGAUAGUCUGAGCGACCUAUCAUCCGAUGCAUCAUCAGACGGCGAUGCUAAAGAUGCGCCCACAGACACCAAACACAUUCAUGACAUGGUCUCGAAACUUGAUGCAAUUCUCAGGCUCGUAUUUGACCAUUUUAACAAAUUGCAUUCGUCCAUUCCUACCGUCCUCUUACCUUCUUCUUCCUAUACACCAAACGCGCACGAUCGUGACUCGCAGUCGCAUGAACGCGAGCCACAUACCCUCCUUGCAACUCAGUUUCACACUCUCCUAGCCAUCUUCGACAGGUCUAUCCUUCGCACUUUCAAGUCCCGAUAUACUCAGUUCCUCCUCUUCUGGUACGCUUCCCUUGAUCCCGAGUUCUCCGAUCUUUUUCUGGGACUACUCGUGGACAAGGCCCUCUUUGCAAGCGCCAGUGCAAAUGGCGUGGAGCGUGUUGCAGCGAGUAGUUAUAUCGGAAGCUUUGUCUCUCGCGCACAGUUUAUUGAUCGUGAAGGUGCACAGAGAGCAGUUAAAGUCCUAUGCGCAUUCCUUGCAGCACACCUAGAUGCGGUUGAGGUUGGGAAUGCCUCUAGCAGCAAUCACAGCGUUUUCUAUGCGAUUGUUCAGUCUGUCUUCCUGAUAUUCUGCUUCCGUUGGCGUGACUUGCAAGAGGAUCCAGAUGAACAUGAGGUCGGGCGGAAGAUAUGGAUAAGCGAGCUGGGAGUCUUGCAGAGAGUUAUCACAUCUGACCUCAACCCUCUCAAGGUCUGCUCUCAAAACGUCGUGCAUCAAUUUGCGCGGAUCGCGCAAGCCACUGAUUUCGCAUACUGCUUCUCCAUUCUGGAGGCGAACAAGCGAGCACCGUACCCCAUGUUUGCUGGUGUAGUGCCCGGUAGCCCUGGCCCAGAGGACCUGCAUACCUUUUUCCCUUUCGAUCCUUACAAGCUACCGCGCUCGGGCGAGUACAUACAAGGCGUGUACCGAGAGUGGGCAGCGGUGGCUAUUGGCGAUGAUGAAGAUGAAGACGAGGAUGAAGACGACCUGAUAGAGGAUGGCCCAAUAGCUGGUGACUGGGAGCAGGGACGAGACGGCUUGACUAUACCCACCACUGCCUCAAAACGCGGAGAGUCAGAUGUCGAUGGAGGAUUGGAUGCGUCCUUUGGUGGAAUGAGCAUCAGCCCGGCUCAUAGAAGGACAAGGCCGGUGGCGAUGGCGAUGGCGAUUUCUGUCUCAUGAUUGCUGGUUGCCAUCCUCGAUCAGCACACGACCAUCAUCUACCCACUGCUCAUGCCUCCCAGAACAGCAAAUUAUGCUAUUACGAACACCCACGAUAAGAAAUCA
Molecule: messenger RNA, 2357 nt
Organism: Suillus paluster
Lineage: Eukaryota; Fungi; Basidiomycota; Agaricomycetes; Boletales; Suillaceae
Product: RNA polymerase I-specific transcription initiation factor RRN3
Exons: 5
Coding region: 69-2252 (727 amino acids)
Biological process (GO): transcription initiation at RNA polymerase I promoter
Cellular component (GO): nucleus
Molecular function (GO): RNA polymerase I general transcription initiation factor activity; RNA polymerase I core binding
Source: RefSeq, a predicted model, not a curated record